This is a messenger RNA of Megalops cyprinoides (Indo-Pacific tarpon), 2067 nucleotides long. RefSeq names its product proprotein convertase subtilisin/kexin type 4-like. Lineage: Eukaryota; Metazoa; Chordata; Actinopteri; Elopiformes; Megalopidae. Gene Ontology annotation, biological process: peptide hormone processing. Gene Ontology annotation, molecular function: serine-type endopeptidase activity. The record is from RefSeq and is a predicted model, not a curated record. The transcript is spliced from 16 exons. Gene Ontology annotation, cellular component: trans-Golgi network; Golgi membrane. The coding region runs from base 1 to 2067 and encodes 688 amino acids.
AUGAAAAUCAUUUGGUUUCUAAAUGCUCUGUGCAGUUGUACAGUUUGUUUCGGAGAACGCAUCUAUACCAACAGCUGGGCUGUUCAUUUAAAUGACGUCCCUGAGCAAAUUGACAGGAUUACAUGGAAAUACGGCUUCCUCAAUUUAGGGAAGAUUUUUGCAGAUGGAAGCUACUACCACAUGAAGCAGAGAGGGGUGGCAAAACGAUCACUGCAAUCGCACCGUUUAUAUAACCUUCGGCUGAAAAAGGACCCUAAGGUCUUGUGGUUCGCGCAACAAUCUGGGAAGACUCGAAGGAGACGACAUCCUUCUAACGGCGCACCCCCCAACGAUCCCCUCUUUAGCAAGCAAUGGUUUUUGAGUACAGCAUUUAAUCUGAAUGUUGUGGCAGCCUGGGCACACGGGUACACUGGAAAAGGAGUUGUAGUUUCAAUAUUAGAUGAUGGCAUUGAGAAGAGCCACCCUGACCUUUUUGAAAAUUAUGAUCCACAGGCCAGCUAUGACAUGAAUGAUGAUGAUGCCAAUCCAGAACCUCGCUACACACAAAUUGAUGAAAACAGGCAUGGGACACGUUGUGCUGGACAGGUGGCAGCAGCGGCGAACAACAGUGUGUGUGGAGUUGUGGUAGCAUAUCAGGCUAAGAUUGGUGGUAUUCGCAUGCUUGAUGGUCAUGUGACUGAUUUAACAGAAGCCAAAUCUCUAACCUUGAAUCCGGAGCACAUUGAUAUCUACAGCGCCAGUUGGGGCCCCCAGGAUGAUGGCAGUACCGUGGAUGGGCCUAGCACACUGGCCUCUGAGGCUUUUGUCAGAGGCAUAAGUAAUGGGCGCAGUGGCUUGGGUUCAAUUUAUGUAUGGGCCUCUGGAAAUGGUGGAACCACAUCUGACAACUGCAACUGUGAUGGAUAUGCCAACAGCAUAUACACUCUUUCUGUUGGCAGUACAACUGAAAGGGGAACUGUGCCCUCCUACAGCGAGCCUUGUUCUGCCAUUAUAACAGCCAUCUACAGUGGUGGCAGCCAGCAUUACCGCAGAAUUGUCACCACAGACCUGCGACACUCUUGUACCUCUGAUCAUACAGGAACCUCUGCAUCUGCUCCACUGGCUGCUGGAAUCAUUGCACUGGCUUUAGAGGCAAACCCUACACUGACCUGGCGUGAUGUGCAACACAUCACAGUGCGGGCAUCUAGACCAGCUGAUCUCAGAACCAAAGACUGGCACACAAAUGGAGUGGGGAGACAUGUCAGCCAUUACUAUGGGUAUGGGCUGCUGGAUGCUGGGAGGCUGGUUGACCUGGCCAGGAAAUGGAAACCAGUACAACCUCAGAGGAAGUGCCUCACUGAUGUCAUCACCAGGCCCCAUGAGAUUCGUGGGAGGCUGGUAUUCCAGUGGAAUGAGACAGCUUGCCUGAGGACCAAGAACUGGAUUCGCUCUUUGGAACACAUCCAAGCACGGCUCACGCUGUCCUACACCCGACGAGGAGACCUGUCCAUUAUUCUCAUCAGUCCACUGGGCACCCGCUCCCAUCUGGUCACCUUCAGGCCUUUUGAUACAUCUCCAAGGGGAUAUGAUGACUGGGCCUUUAUGAGCAUACAUAGCUGGGAUGAAGACCCUAGUGGCUUGUGGACUCUCCAAAUAGAAAACAAGGGAGACUUAUCCAACAGAGGAAUCUUGACCCACUUCCAACUAGAACUGUAUGGGACUGAGGAGCGUAUGAUCAGACGUCGCAUGGAGCGGACAGUGGUUCAUCAGUGUGCAGUUUGGAGCUCCAAUGGGACCUGUAAAGAGUGUGUCUACCCCUUAUAUAUGUUUGAGAGCAUCUGCCUGGAGGCCUGUCCCCCUCAUUACUAUGAGUCAGGUAGCAACGGCACCCAGUCUGAAAGGAAGUGCCUACCAUGCCACCGGAGCUGCCAUACUUGCUUCGCUUCAAACCAGGUGAACAACAGCAGCAAUGCCAGUCAGGUCAUCAGAGUGGACACAGUGACAGUCAGUGUGUCCACAGACAAUCAGACAACAGGCAACGAGAACAGCACUUUUGAUGACAUAACAGAAAACUCCCAGGAGACAUGA